Molecule: messenger RNA, 1792 nt
Organism: Schistocerca cancellata (South American locust)
Lineage: Eukaryota; Metazoa; Arthropoda; Insecta; Orthoptera; Acrididae
Product: PHD finger protein 23A-like
Exons: 6
Coding region: 133-870 (245 amino acids)
Source: RefSeq, a predicted model, not a curated record
GCGAAGAAAUGCAGUUGUAUAGUGCCAUUCGUAGAGGAAAUUGGUGGGCAGUGAAACUUACGGGCUUUAAUUGUUAUUUUUGUAGAAUUAUGCAGUUAGUUGAAUAUUUUAUGUGGAAUUGGUAGAGCAAGAAUGACUGAUAUGAUUUUAACUGGUCCUGAUGCUCGAAAGACAUCUUUUAAAGAUGAUGAUGAGUCGUUGCCUGUAGCACCAAAACGUGCAAGAACUUCAGAGGAUUUUUAUUUGUUCUGCAAAUUUAUUUUGGAGUAUGAAAACUAUGAAGAUUUCAGGGAAGAAUCAGACCAACAGAUAAUAAAAAACUUCACUUCAUCACCACUUGGAUCUGGAAUUGAUCAACGUAGUGGAAGGCAGAAAGUCUCUGCAACUCGGGCCAGUAGUUCUAGACAUGGUGUUUCAGCGUAUAGUUCAGAUAAGAUUAAUGACUAUUCAGUUACUGACACGAGAUCAAAUACAUCUCGAUCACCAAGUGAUGAAUCUGGAGCCAGCUCUGAGGAUAGCCAUGGACGUGAAAGGUUUCCUUCAAGAUCAAGUAAAUCUUCUUCGUCCACCAGUGACUCAGGUGAUGAGGAGGCCAGCUCUGCCUCAGCCCAAGACCGGAUGCGGAAAGGAAUUCAUUUGUCGGACAAGAGCUCCUAUGGGCUGAUAACAUGCUUCUGUAGGAGACCUUAUGCAGGCAGACCUAUGAUAGAGUGUUCAAAGUGCCUUACAUGGAUGCAUCUAUCUUGUGUGAAGAUUAAGAAGUCAAAUAUUCCAGAAGAAUUUUUCUGUACAAAGUGUAAGAAGAAUAAGAAGAACAAGAAUAGUGGUGACUCAGAGCAAUCACGUACAACUUUAUCGAGACAUAAGUGAAAAAAAUAAAUAAAUUAAUUAAGAACAGGGUUAUAAUAAAGACUUGGAAAGCCUCGAGUUACAAUUGCUCGACAGGGACUUCUUGUUUUGCAGCUGUGUGUGUGUGUGUGUGUGUGUGUGUGUGUGUGUGUGUGUGUGUGUGUGUGGAUUAAGUGAGGUACAAAUUACUUGUAAUAGUUACAAGAAUUAAAUGGUUUCCACAAAUUUGAGGUCCCUUUCCAAGCUGGCUUGGAAACUUACGUCAGCUUGGUGAUUUUGUAAGCAGAUGGUAAAAGUGCUGAUCAUAAAAGUUAUUUUACGUCUAGGCCAUUACCAAUUAGGUCUUUCAAGUGACUGGAAUGACAAGAAUCAUGAACACUUAAUGUAGCAAUAAAAGGAAACAAAAACCUUUAUUUGAAAUCUGGCUGUGUAACAAUGUUGUCAUUAUUCUUGUUAUUGUUGCAGUUGUUGUUUUUGUACUAUUAUAAGGAUCACCUUUUAGUAAAAAGAGAUUAACAUAUUUAUACCAGCCCUGUUGCUAUCUGAAUAAAAAUCAUGUCCUGGGAUUUAAAAAAAACUGCGAGACUAUUUAUAACAGCUGCUUACUGAAGUGAUGCACCAGUUACUUUGUUUUCUGGAAGAACUGAAGUGCAAACUUUUUCUAUGCUAGUAGUAGGCUAUAGUAAUUAUAAACUUUAACAUUGGACCAGAUCGUUUGCUCAUUGUAUUGCAUAUGUAUAUGUAUUUUCGGUACUGUUUUUGUAUCAGGAAAGUAAUGACCUGUCAGUUACUUGCAAAUGGUAUUAUUUGUUUUACAGGGUGCUAAAAGCUGUGAAAAUGACAUGCAUUAAUUUACAUAUGUGUAUACCUGAAAAUAAUGGGAAAGAUCAAUGUGAGGAGAUUGAAAAAGAUACUUGAAAUGGGGUCUGAGUGGACAGGAGCA